Molecule: messenger RNA, 4641 nt
Organism: Mobula hypostoma (lesser devil ray)
Lineage: Eukaryota; Metazoa; Chordata; Chondrichthyes; Myliobatiformes; Myliobatidae
Gene: pudp
Product: pseudouridine 5'-phosphatase
Exons: 4
Coding region: 256-954 (232 amino acids)
Molecular function (GO): phosphatase activity
Source: RefSeq, a predicted model, not a curated record
AGAUGGCCGAGCGAAAUCUCAUCGCAUACCAAUAGCCAAACGGAAUAAAACGGUUGUGGAGCGGAAUAUUUAGUUCCUGAGCGUUGGAAUUAAAUAUUUAAUGAAGGACACGUUAUAUUCCUCACCUUCACCUCCCGGCCUGGGGAUUUGAUAGUGAAAUAUUCGACGUGUGCGGCGGUGCGGAGUGAGGCACCGACGCCCCCUUCCCCUCCCUCACUCCGCGCCUCCGCCGCUCGGCCCACUCUCAUCGGCGACAUGGCGGCCGCAGCAUGUUCGCUGUACCGGUCGGUCACCCACGUUAUUUUCGACAUGGACGGGCUGCUGUUGGACACGGAGAAGCUGUACACAGUAGCUUUUGAAGAAGUGUGUUCCCAUUAUAGCAAGAAGUUUACAUGGGAGUUGAAGAGUGUAUUGAUGGGAAUGCGUGCCGCAGAUGGAGUCAAACUUAUUUGCGAGAAACUGGAACUUCCGAUUACUCCUGAACAGUUGAUGGAAGAACUUAGAGUUGUAGAGAGAAGACUAUUUCCUUCAGCAAAGCUGAUGCCAGGUGCGGAGAAGUUGGUCUGCCACCUCGCCAAGCACUGCGUACCGAUGGCAGUGGGUACCAGCUCAAUGAAGGCAAUGCUUGACUUAAAGACAACCAAUCACAAGAAGUUCUUCAGCUCAUUCCACCAUGUUAUAGAUGGUGAUCACCCUGAUGUGAAGAAGAGCAAGCCUGCUCCUGAUACCUUCUUGGUCUGUGCUCAGAAAUUUGAACCUCCACCAAAUGUUACAGACUGCCUUGUGUUUGAAGAUUCUGUGAACGGAGUGAAAGCAGCGUUGGCCGCAGGAAUGCAGGUGAUCCAAGUUCCUGACCCACAACUGGACCCGGAGCUAACAAAGGCAGCUACCUUGGUGAUCAAGUCACUAGAAGAUUUUAAACCGGAAUUGUUUGGUUUGCCUGCAUAUGAUUAGAGUCUUUAAGCCAGUUUCCAGGCACAGAAUUGGGUUCUUUCUUUUCUUCUGUCUCUUGAUCGCGAAAGACCAUCUGUGUAUUCUGUUCCAUUGAAUACUGCCACCUUACAUUUACAAAACCCAGCUGAAAGUAAAAGCUGUAUUCAGACCCCCAACAGUGAACUGAAGAUGAUCUCUGCAUCUCCAGUGGGAUCCAAGCCUUUAUCCCACUCUGGUUCCUAUAAAACAGAAGCAGCCAAUUCAUUUUGGUGGGGAAGCUAUCAUAACUCUGGAGCUGUGGUUGUAGAUUAAAAGAGUUAAAUAGGACAGGAUAGAAGUUCAGCCCACAAUGUUGUGCUAACCUCUAUAAACCCACUCCAUGAUCAAUUUAACCCUUUCCUCCUACACUGGCCCUAAACCUCCAUUUUUCCUAGAUAGAGUUAUGGAGUUUUACAGCACAGGGAUAGGUCAUUCAGCCCAUCUAUUAUCUGCCUAGUCCCAUUGUCUUGCACCUGGACCUCAAUUUCUUGAUCAGUAAGGGCCUCAGAGGGCAGGAGAAUGGGGUUGAGAGGGCUAAUAAAACAGUCGUGACAGAAUGGUGGAGCAGACUCGAUGGUCUGAGUGGCCUAGUUCUGCUCCUAGGCCUUAUGGUCUCCAUACCCUUCCCAUCCAUGCACCUUUCUGUUAGCUAGUCACAUGUCCUUCACCCCUGCUGGCGACUAGGCCACCAACGGCAGCCUGCCAGAGUCCUGUCUUGGACCAGUCUUUCAAGUUGUCCCCCAGGUGUUCCAUGUUCCAAUGGUGAUGGCUCUGGAUGAUAGAAGGUUGAUCAGCCCCAUGGCUUCCACGGACUUGCGGCUUUCAUCAUAAGACUUCAUGUGUCUUUGAGGCAAAGUCCUUCCUGUCACAAGGAUGAGAUCCCUGGCAGCUUCCCUUGGUGCUUCCACUGGCAAUAAAUCAUACAGUCACCUACUUUGUUGCAUUUAGAUCAUAAGGUACAAAGAUCCCUAUUGGUUAUCCUGGGACAUCCGUAAUUGGUAUUCCUGGAUAGCCAUUAAGCUGAAGAGUCAUCACCCACUUUGGACCUGCAAGUAAUCAGGACUGGGACGUCAUCAGAGAGUGCAGGGUUCUCCUUCAGUGCAUUGGCCAGAGUAGAUCGACUAUCCACAGUAAAAUUAAUUGGCCUUAGAAGAAUUUGUUUUGCAAUACUUCUGUUCAUGAAUUGAAAGUAAUGCCUUUUGCUGCUCUGGCCCUUCCAUUUUUAGCUGUGUCUGACUGUGUUAAAUUCUGCCUAGUAGAGCACUAAUGGUGAGUGUGUUCUGUCGAUUCGUUAAUGUUUUGUUUGUGAUAGUUCACUCAUACCUUUAAAUCUGAUUGAAAGGGUCAUCUUGAUGAAGGUCCUCACCUGAAAUGUCACCUUCUCAUUCUUCUCCACAGAUGCUGCCUGACCUGCUGUGUUCCUCCAGUACUUUUGUUUUAUUGGAAGUUAAAAUGUUCUGUGAGACUGAUUACUUGUUAAUAGUGAGGGCACCAUGGUAGUGUUGUGGUUAGCGUGACAUUAUUACAGCUCAUUGCGUUGGAGUUUGGAGUUCAGUUCUGGCGCCAUCUGUAAGGUGUUUGUACAUUCUCCCCGUGAACCUGGUGGGUUUCCUCCCACAGUCUAAAAGCUACGGUUAGUAGGUUAAUUGGUCAUUGUAAAUUGUCCUGCUAAAUAGGUGGAUUGUUGGGCUGUGCAGCUCGUUUGGGCUGGAAAGGUCUGUUCCAUGCUGUAUCUCUAAAUAAAGUAAAAUAAAGAUAACAGCACAUGAUAAUCAAUGCUCAUCUAAGAGCAGAGAUUUUCUAAAGUAGUAUAGAGAUCGAUCAGUUAUCUCACGGUUAUCAGAGUAAGGGAUGGUGCAAGUCACAGGCACGUUGUUUUAUCAACGUUGCAAGAUCAAAUACUUUUCAAGUGGUUACGAACAGUUGUGUCAUUGUUUUUUCUCUCUUGUGUGUGCCCUUCCAGGGCCUCCUGCUGCCUUGGUGACAUGUUAUGGAAACAGCAAGUGCUGGAGAAGUCAGCAGGUGAGGCAGCAACCCUGCAGAGAAACAAUUCAGGUCGAUAAUCUUCCAUCAGAAGCCCUGACUCGCUGAAUGUCUACAGCAUUUACUGUUUCUAUUUCAAGUUUCCGGCACCUGCGCUUUGUUGUUUGUGACGUGUUUAGUGCAGUUUGACGGGGCCAGGGCACUCUGCAGAGUGGUUGUAGAGCAGAUUACUCAUGGGGAGAAUAAAGCUAUGCUUAUGUUAUUCACAGUAACAAAAUGCUGGAGGGAUUCAGCUGAUCAUGAAAAUGAAUAAAGAGUAGGUGUUUUGGGCCAAGACCCUUCAUCAGGACUGAAAAGGAAGGGGAAAGAAGCCAGAUUAAGAAGGUGGGAGGAGGAGGAGAUGGGCUGAAGUAAGAAGCUGGGAGGUGAUAGGUGGAAAAGGUAAAGGGCUGGAGAAAAAGGAAACAGAUUUAUUUACUUAUUUAUUUAUUGAGAUACAGCAGUGAAUAGGCCCUUUCAGCUCUUCAAGCCACACCGCCCAGCAAUCUCUCGAUUUACUCCUAGCCUAAUCACGGGACAACCUACAGUGACAAAUUAGCCUACCAACCAGUACAUGUUUGCACUGUGGGAGGAAACCGGAGCAGCUGGAUGAGAACGUACAAACUCCUUACAGUCAGUUGCAGAAAUUGAACCUGUUCUGUAAAGUGCAAUGUUAGCCACUACGCUUCCAUGCCACCUGAUAGGAGAGGAGAUUGGACCAUUGGGUGAUAUCCAUAUUUUUAAUGAAUAUAUUAUCAUAUUUCCCUUUGUGACUUCAUUGCUGUAAAAAACCCAACUCAUUGACUUAAAUAAAAGUUUUUAAAAACUGCAGAUGCUGGGCAACUGAAAUAAAACUGAAGUGCUGGAAAUACUCGACGGGUCGGACAGCAUCUGUGGCACGAGAAACAGUUCAUGUUUCAGCAGAAGUUCUGUUUCUUUUUCCCUAUGGGGUCAGAAGGUUGAGUGAAAAAUACCUCAAAAUAUAUCACUCAAGUGAUGAAGAGAAAAUAUGCACUGUAUGUGAAUUUUUUCACUGAAUCUUGAAUGUGGACAGGUUGCACUUGCAAAUAAGUACUCAGGGCAACUCCCAGUACAUAUGGACCUAUUGCUGUUUACUUGUCCAAUGCUGCUAUAUUAUAAAAACACCCAUUUUCUGUUAUGAAUAGAUCAUUAUAACGGACAAAACAUUUAUUUUCACUAAUAUUUGAGAAGUAAACCUAACUCUUAGGGAUGUUCAGGUACAAGGACGCAGUACAGUAGGUGGUAAGCAGCCAGGGAAGGUUGCUCAGAAUUCGAGGCUCAUCACUCCAAAGACCCUCAGUCUGAGCAGCACAGAUAUUACUGGAUUGCAAACUCUCCGUCUAUUCUAUCUAUUUACGAUUAUGAAAUUAACUGUUUAAAAUGUUAAUGUUCUAAAGGUUAUAAAUUAUGGAAUUUAUUAGUAACUAUUACAGUUAUCUUAACUUGUGGCAAUGUCCUGUGUCAUAAAUACCAAUGGAUUAAAUCCAUUACACCGUUUUGAGAUGCUUUCAGACAACAGUUCUUUUACACAUUUUCUCUCAAUUUGUUAUAUCUUUUUGUAUCUCUGCCUGUGAAGACAGUUAUUUGGUACAAUCCAUUAAUAAUUAAAUAUGACAAUGCCUUUAA